Vicia faba (fava bean) is the source of this 1680-nucleotide messenger RNA. The record is from the annotation of a GenBank genome assembly. NCBI's taxonomy places the organism in Eukaryota, Viridiplantae, Streptophyta, Magnoliopsida, Fabales, Fabaceae.
AUGAUCACCGCCAUUCUCCGAAGAGCUUCUUCCACACUCUCCAAGCGCGUCAUCCCCGCCGCCGAGGCUCUCCUUUCCACCACCGCUUCGGCCGAGCUCCGACAACUCUCUGCUCUCACAGCCAGACCCUUCCACACAAAAUCACAACCCUUGCUAUUUCGCGCUUCUUCGGCUUCCCGCGCUGGUCACGCUGCCGAAGCUUUUCCGUUCGAGGAACCUGCUAAAGCGAACGGUGAUGAUGGUCUUGAGAUCGCGAAGCUUGGGAUUUCUCAGGAUAUUGUUUCUGCUUUGGAAAAGAAAGGAAUCACGAAGCUUUUCCCCAUUCAGAGGGCUGUGUUGGAGCCUGCUAUGCAAGGUCGUGAUAUGAUCGGUCGUGCUAGAACAGGAACUGGAAAAACUCUUGCUUUUGGGAUUCCCAUCAUUGACAAAAUCAUUCAGUUUAAUGCUAAACAUGGGCGAGGAAGGGAUCCUUUGGCUUUGGUUUUGGCUCCGACCAGAGAGCUUGCGAAGCAGGUUGAGAAGGAAUUCUAUGAGGCGGCGCCUAAUUUGGAUACUAUCUGUGUUUAUGGGGGUACACCAAUUUCUCAACAAAUGAGGCAGCUUGAUUAUGGUGUUGAUAUAGCAGUUGGGACACCGGGGAGAAUUAUUGAUCUUCUUAAUAGAGGUGCUCUGAAUUUGAAGGAGGUUCAGUUUGUUAUUCUUGAUGAAGCUGAUCAGAUGCUUCAAGUGGGGUUUCAGGAAGAUGUGGAGAAGAUCUUGGAGAGGUUGCCUGCAAAGAGACAGACUCUUAUGUUUUCUGCAACAAUGCCUACUUGGAUAAAGCAGUUAACAAGGAAUUACCUAAAAGAUCCCAUAACCAUUGAUCUUGUUGGAGAUUCCGAUCAGAAGCUGGCAGAUGGGAUUUCACUCUUCUCAGUUGCAUCUGAUGCAUAUGUCAAAGCAGGAAUUCUCGUUCCUCUAAUAAAAGAACAUGCAAAGGGAGGAAAGUGUAUUGUUUUCACUCAAACAAAACGUGAUGCUGAUCGAUUAUCACAUGGCAUGUCAAAAAGUAUUCCAUGUGAGGCCUUGCAUGGAGAUAUAUCACAAGCUCAGAGAGAAAGAACUCUUGCUGGAUUCAGAAAUGGUCAUUUUAAUGUUUUAGUGGCGACUGAUGUUGCUUCACGUGGGCUUGAUAUACCUAAUGUUGAUCUUGUAAUUCAUUACGAGCUUCCCAAUAAUUCAGAGAUAUUUGUUCACCGAUCUGGAAGAACAGGUCGUGCUGGUAAGAAAGGAACUGCUAUUCUCAUUUAUUCAGAAGAUCAAUCCAGGACUCUUAGGACUAUUGAGCGCGACGUAGGCUGUAAAUUUAAAGAGUUACCAAAGAUUGCCGUUGAUAGUGGAUCAGUGUCUGCAUUUGGUAGCAUGGGUGGUGGGCGAUUUGGUGGUGGAGGUUCGAGUGGCCAAUUUGGUGGUGGAGGUUUUAGCCGUGGUAGCCGUUCUGGGGGCUAUGGUAAUUCAGGUGAUAGGUUUUCUGGUUCAAGACCAUCUGGAGGGGGGUUUUCUGGCAAUUCAUCUGGAGGAUAUGGUGGCGGAUCAAGCUCUGGUCGUUUUGGCUCCUUUGGUUCAGAUCGCUCCAGUGGUUUUGGAAAUUUUGGGUCGGCUAAACCUAGCGCAUUUGGUGAUCGUCGUGGCAGGGAUUGA